Messenger RNA from Cucumis sativus (cucumber), 1570 nucleotides. Its product is annotated as protein SENSITIVE TO PROTON RHIZOTOXICITY 2. Bases 204 to 1349 code for a protein of 381 amino acids. The transcript has a single exon. The record is from RefSeq and is a predicted model, not a curated record. Gene Ontology annotation, biological process: response to acidic pH; response to aluminum ion. Lineage: Eukaryota; Viridiplantae; Streptophyta; Magnoliopsida; Cucurbitales; Cucurbitaceae.
UCUUCUUUUUUUUUAAAUUUCUUUUUCUUCAUUUGUGGGACAACUUACAAGAACAGGAAGGAUGAACACCAACAUGAACUAUAUAUCAACCUUCAAAAAGCUUAGAGCUUAACCACUUUUCCCAAUGUAAUGAUCACUUUCUUUUGAAUAAGAUGUGAUUUUUAUCUUUUUAUCUUUUUUUUUUUCUUUUUUUAGAAAUAAUCAUGAUUUCAAAUUCUCAAAUGCUUUCUCUUCCUUCACAACAUCCCUUGGUUUCAUCUUCUAAUGAUCAUCAUGAAACCCUAGAUAACCUUCUUUCUUCUUAUUCCCAAUCAAGCAAUACUCUCCUUUAUAACCUCUCAAUUUUGAAGGAGAAACUCCACCAAAUCCAAUCCGUUGUCAACAUCGCCGUUUACAAUCUUCAAAACUCAACGGAGUCUCUUCCCUCUGCGCCACCGGCCUCAUCCCAGUCACCAGUGGCGACUGCGGCUGUUAAUUCUUUGAUCCAAGAACUCAUCAUGGCUGCUUCCUCCAUGUUGUUUACUUGUCAACAAAUGGAUAAUCUCGCUGUGAACGCCUCCUUACACAACAACAACGUUGGUAACAACCUCCAAGGUCAACACCACCAGCACCAGCACCAGCAACAAGGUCCCGUUGACGAUAACAAUGGACGAUCCAACACCCUUUUCAAUAUGGCUAACGACCAUCAUCACCAACGACAGGAUUGGUACAACACGACUACGUCUAAUAAUUAUAACAAAGACAACAACAACGGUAGAACAAUAAUGACAACAAAAACAACACAAGAUCAUCGAAAUCCGAUCAAUAUCGUGGAGCUAGAUGCAUCGGAUCUUCUAGCAAAAUACACCCACUAUUGUCAAAUUUGCGGGAAAGGGUUCAAGCGAGAUGCAAACCUUAGAAUGCACAUGCGAGCACACGGGGACGAGUACAAAGCAAGCGGAGCUUUGAGCAACCCCGAGAAGAGCCAUAGAAAGGACUUGAGUAACAUAAGCAAGAUGGGGAUCAAAUAUUCAUGUCCACAAGAAGGCUGCAGAUGGAACCAAAAACAUGUGAAGUUUCAACCAUUGAAAUCACUGAUUUGUGUGAAAAAUCACUUCAAAAGAACUCAUUGUCCCAAAAUGUAUGUUUGCAAAUUGUGUAGUAGGAAGAAAUUUUCGGUGCUUUCUGAUUUGAGGACUCAUGAGAAGCAUUGUGGGGAUGUGAAAUGGCUUUGUUCUUGUGGUACCACAUUUUCCAGGAAAGAUAAGCUGAUGGGUCAUGUUGCUUUGUUCGUCGGGCACACUCCAGCCAUGGGUUCGUCCACAAAAUUCUUGGGAAAACAAGAACAUGAGUAUGUUCAUUCAUUCUAAUGAAUAUAUUUCACUUAACUGUAUGAAUCUUUGUGAAUAUAUAUGCUAUUGUCUGGAAGUUUUUGGUUUUGUUUUUAUGUAUUUCUUUAGGAAAAUUUGUGUUGCUAGGAGAUGAAUGUGCUUUUAAUUAACUUGAGGCUAAUAUUUAGUGGGUUAUGUUUGUUCUUGUUUAAUUUGGAUGGAGACUUUUAUAGAAUAAAAUGAUAUCAUUUACACAUUCA